Molecule: messenger RNA, 780 nt
Organism: Aspergillus oryzae RIB40
Lineage: Eukaryota; Fungi; Ascomycota; Eurotiomycetes; Eurotiales; Aspergillaceae
Product: CCCH zinc finger protein
Exons: 3
Coding region: 1-780 (259 amino acids)
Molecular function (GO): metal ion binding
Source: RefSeq, a predicted model, not a curated record
AUGUAUGUCAACGUGAAGGGAUUAAGCGACCUUUGCGUUCGUGGCGGUGUCACGACCGAGCCUUCCUUGAUCGAAGAUUUUGUCCGGGGCUUCAAUGCUAGUUAUCCUCUCUUUGAUUUGGUCGAUAUCGGUGCUGGGAAAGAGAGCGCUCAUGAUAAGAUUGGAGACACACUGGCCGAUAGAGACCUCAUAGGCCGAGUUUCUCUGAUUGAGGGCCUCCCAUUUGCAAGCGACCUGGACUUAAUAAAAGCAUCGUACAGAGUUACUAAGUUCUCGGAUCUUUUCCGAGAUACGAAGAUAUCUGUAUGGGCACCUUGGAAGGCUGCGGUGGCCAGCAAACCCCGCGCCCUCCUCACCCCGUCGCCCGUCCAGCAUGUAACUCUCUCUCGAACGUCGACCAAUACUACGACAACCAGUAACAGCGUACCUACAUCUUCCUCGUCCACGACUACACCUAACUCCGGGGAGUUUCAAGUUGUGCGAUCAAAAUCAUCUGUCCCACCACCCCCCAAAAUCGUGGAACGAAACAAGUACGGCCAGCGUGUAGACCGGCUUGACUUUAAGACCAUCCCUCGGGAUGAGGUAAACCGCAUUAAAAAACUGAAACUGUGCAAUUUUUACUAUUUGCAAGGCGAAUGCCCUAAUGACAACUGUCAUCACGAUCAUUCGCGGAAAUUGACCAAGACCGAAUAUCAAGUUCUGACAGCCAUCGCCCGUAUGACUCCGUGUCGCUAUGGGCUGGAGUGCGAUGAUCCUGAAUGUUUCGGCGUUCUAUUCUGA